Haliotis rufescens (red abalone) is the source of this 5631-nucleotide messenger RNA. Its product is annotated as epidermal growth factor receptor kinase substrate 8-like. Gene Ontology annotation, cellular component: plasma membrane. Lineage: Eukaryota; Metazoa; Mollusca; Gastropoda; Lepetellida; Haliotidae. Gene Ontology annotation, biological process: Rho protein signal transduction; regulation of Rho protein signal transduction. The transcript is spliced from 24 exons. Bases 170 to 2965 code for a protein of 931 amino acids. The record is from RefSeq and is a predicted model, not a curated record. Gene Ontology annotation, molecular function: actin binding.
ACAUUCACUAGAACAGCCAAAUACACAGCCUCGCCCAAUUGCAAACAAAUUCGGUGCGAAGACAAGAAUGGCGUAGAAAGAUCGCCUGUUUGCGAAAGAACACUUUAAAUCAUUGGAAUUCAGCCGACAGGGGGAAAAAGGGUGGUCAAGCUAGAGUGCCCAGCGGAGUAUGCCGGGCCUGACACCACGUGACAUGAACGGAUACGGUGAUUACAGCGGCCCAAUGAGGGGAGGCGGAUCACAGUUUGUUGCCAACGGAUCCUACCCUGAAGAAUAUUACCGCAGUGGCUUUAGGGAUGAGGAUCCCUACAGACGGGUUAACAGAGAAGACCCUUAUCGAGAAAACCCUUACCAGCGCAGGGAGGAUGUCUAUGGAAGGGUGGCCACUACUAACGGCCGCUUCAACGACGUCGCUGGGGGAGAUCAGAACAGUUUGUUAGAUUAUGCACAACAUUCAAAUGAACCUGUGUUUGAGCUGGAUCAUUUGGCAACCUACACAGCCGGCACACGAUCAGGAGUGAUCAGUGUUGAGGAUGGCCUUCACCGGCUCCGUAAGAUGGAGAAUACCACUGGCAUUUGGACCAUGCGCUGUAUCCUCAUCGUGGAGAGACGAGCACUUGUUGUUCUCGAUAAGAGCACAGGGGAAGAGCUGGAGCGUUUUCCUAUGGAAUGUAUAGUGGACCCAACUGCUGUGUUCAAGAACGACCGCCGGGAGGUGUACAAUAACCUGAUCCUGUUCACUGUGGUGGAGGACCACCGCAGGAAGAGCGGCCAGGGAGACCUGCACAUAUUCCAGAGUAUUAGUGUGGCUUCUCAAGAGAUUGUAGAUGAAAUAUUAGCAGCCAGAGGAGGUGGAUCUAAGCUUGGCCAAAGCCAAAGGAUUCCCCCACCACCAUCACAGCGCCCCCCAGAACCCCCAGGAAUGUACGGCAUGAGGAGUAACGUCGAGCAGUAUGCUGGUCCCUCUGGCCCCCGGCGCCCUGGCAACCACAUUCCAUUCAUACAAGAUGGUGGACAGAAUGAAGUCCUAGAGAAAGAUGUGCAAUUGCUGAAUCACUGUUUUGACGACAUCGAGCGGUUUGUGGCGCGACUACAGCAGGCAGCUGAAGCAUACAAGGAGUUAGAACGUAGGAAACGAGAGCGAGGCAACCGGGCACGAAAGAGACAGAGUGGAGAUGGCAUGCUGAGUCACAGAGCCCGACCCCCACCUGCCAGUGAUUUUAUCGAUAUUUUCCAGAAGUUCAAGUUUUCUUUCAACCUGCUGGCCAAGUUAAAGGCGCACAUCCAUGAUCCCAAUGCACCAGAGUUGGUUCACUUCCUGUUUACGCCUUUAAGUCUGAUCUACGAAGCCAGUCGUGAUCCGUUCCACGGCAACCGGGAUCUUGCCGACCAGGCAAUAUCUCCUGUUGUCAACCAUGAAGCUAAACAACUGUUGCUCAACUGUCUGACGUCCAAGGAGAUCGAGCUAUGGCAGGCGUUGGGGCCCAAAUGGACAACUAGCAGAGAAGAAUGGAGAGGCUACACGCCCCCGUUUAACCCCGUGUUCUACGAUGGCUGGCGACCGUCACCGAGUGUGAUCGAGGAUUCUCCUCCUCCUCCUCCACCUCAGGUACCAUUAGAGGCAGCGGUUCUUGCCCACCACAACCAAAUCAUGAACCACACGCAUGAGUCGGAUACUAGGCCAAUGCCUACCUACCAAGAGGAUGAUUAUCAGCGUAGAUUUGAGCCACCACGCCCGUCACCGCGCCCGCCAAGCCCACGGCCGCCGAGUCCGCCAAGGCAUGCUAUUCAGAGUACUUCAGCAGUGUACCCAGAAUAUGUAGAACAGCCCCAAGAGAGAAAUCGUCCCGAAAUGAGGCGUCAGUCUCCUACAUCGUCACGAGAUGAGGAAAACGCAGCCUACCUGGAUGAGCUGAGGCGGGGUGGUCAUCAAGUUUACGAAGCACUUCAUGAAAGAAAGGGCAAAAAUCAAAAAGAAAUCUCAGUGAAUAAAGGAGACAUCUUGCAGGUGGUGGACAGUAGCCGGAAGUGGUGGAAGGUGCGGAACUACAAGGGCGAAAUGGGUUAUGCCCCUUACACAAUACUGACCGAGGUCAAGGACUUGGGAUACGGAACGGACUUGGGCCGCGACCGAAACAGUGGCAACUACAACAACUUCCUGCCUAACGACCAGCCACCAGCGCCCCCUGUGCCACCUCCCGCCCCUGAUAUUGGCAGGAGCAGACAACCCAAAAGAGAGGAUGACUACUACUAUGACGACGACCUGGACAACACCACGCCGCCCCCCAUCCAACACGACCGCUCCGCCCGCCAGCAGGCCUCGCCCGCAGAGUUAUCAGCCUUCCAGCCACCCAUGCCAAAUGGACGACCAAGGUCGAGAGAUAAGACCCACCAGGACAUCCUCCAUGAUGAGCUGAGGGAGAAGAUGAACUCCAAAGGUAUCCUACAGCAGCACCAGGUGCCCCCUCUCAAACUCCGCCCUCAAGGUGCCAAUGUCUACAUCACCCGGAGCUCGUCACCCCAUGAGGUCAAGGAAUGGCUGGAAGCUAAAGGAUUCUCAGACUUAUGUAUCAAGACCCUGCACGGCUACAACGCACAGGAGUUGUUCCAGCUGAAGAAGCGAGACUUUGAGAGAUUCAUCGGGCAUGAGGAGGCCGUGAGACUGGAUGGUCAGCUCACCAUACAGAAGAAAACAUCCGGGUUCGAGACACGGGGUGGCAAGGAACUGCGGGAUAUCCUACAGCGGCGGAAGGAGCGAGCAGCCACCAGUGCCAAUGAUGAAGCUACCCUGGGGAAUCCUCCAGAUUUCCAACCAACCACAUACUCGGAUGAUGAGGACUCAGACGAUUCAUCCAAUGAUCCGCACUUAGCAGAAACUGGCAAAACUCUCCGAGAUCUGCUCAUCAGACAACGCAAGAAAAUCAUGGAAAACAAUGUGUUCGACAACCCGGGACAUCACCACUGAGGGGAGGCUACUCUGGCAUGGAUGAAGAAGGGAGAUAACUCUUCUCCAAUGGUGCAUAAAUGAUAAAUGUUAAUGACUGGGUUUGUUGCAGAGCACACAAGCUAAAACCUGUGCCGAGGGAUGCCCCAAGUAUUUAGUCUCCUGCUUAGAAUAUGUCCAUGUAUGUAUUUACUUUAUAUCAAAUGGUAUGAAUCUUUGUUUUACCUUUUGGGUUUGUGUAUCAAACAUAUUGAAAUAUUGCCCUUGGUACAAAUAUGAAAUUAACAACGUUGCCAAUCAUGGCAAUGAUGCUAAUUAUGUUGAUAAUUUAUACCCAGCUAUACAACGCUUGUCCAUGAUGACAUAAUGACUGUAUGCACAUAUGCGCAAUUUAUGACAAGACCAACAUGGUUGUAUAAAGUGGGGUCGUAAUAUGUCUGAUUUGUUUUAAAGGUGUAUCAGUAUAUGAAUACAAAAUACCCUGUUAUAUAAAUAAUAACCUUGUAUCACAUUAAUUCUUAUGUGUUCAAAGGAUGCUUAAGAACCAUUCUGAGAAAACCAUCAUUUGAAUACCAUAUACCUUGUUAUAUAAAUAAUAAACUUUUUCACAGGAAACCCUAUGUGUACAAUGGAUGCUUCAGAACCAUUCUGAGAAAACCAUCAUAUGGAUACCAAAUACCUUGUUAUAUAAAUAAUAAGCUUUUUCACAGGAAACCCUAUGUGUACAAUGGAUGCUUCAGAACCUUUCUGAGAAAACCAUCAUAUGGAUACCAAAUACCUUGUUAUAUAAAUAAUAAGCUUUUUCACAGGAAAACCUAUGUGUACAAUGGAUGCUUUAGAACCAUUCUCAGAAAACCAUCAUAUGAAUACCAAAUACCUUGUUAUAUAAAUAAUAUGCUUGUAUCACAUUAAUACAAUGGAUCCUUCAGAACCAUUCUGAGAAAACCAUCGUACAAAUAGAAAAUACCUUGUUAUAUAAAUAAUAUGCUUGUAUCACUGGAGUACCUAUGUGUUCAGAGGAUGCUUCAGAACCAUUCUGAGAAAAGUCUUGAUCUAACCAUUGUAUGAAUACAAUGUACCGUGUUAGAUAACAAUAUACAUGUACUUGUAUAGCAUGAAUACCCAAGAUUUGCAUAUAUAGCAAGCAUGGAUUUUGAAAGGAGGGGUGUACAGCUUUAGGGGAAAAGGGGUGCACUUAAAAUACCAAAAUCCUAGCACAUAAUUCGGGAAACAAUUUGUGUUUAUUCGCCAAAUAUUGUCCAGUAAAUUUUAGCUUUGCUUCCACAAUGCAACCAGAUGAUUUAGCUGUAAGUUGUAUGUUAUAGGUAAACAUGAUUAGUAUGCUUCAAAUAAGGAUGACACAUCUCUACUCCUCCCUGAAUCUAUUUAUGCAUAAGUCGCUUCAGAUACUUUCAGAAUCAUUUUUAUCUAAAUAUACAUGAACCUGUUCUGUUGAUGAAGAUAUUUAGACUUGGUAUAAUGUGCUUUAAAAAUGUCUUGUCAAAAGAAAGUAAAGUGAAUAAUUAUUCAGGAUGUGUUGACGACUUAUUGCUUAAACUUUGAUUUUAAUUAGGCAUGUUGACAUUAUUGUCUCAAAUACUUUGCUCAUAUAAUUGUGUAUGGUUUUCAGUUUUGCUCAGCGAUAAACUUGCCAAAAAGUAAUGCUAAUGUAGUCUAUAUACUGCAGGAGUGGUACACUCAUUUAUGUACUCAAUAAGGCUAAAAAAAAAUAGUCUUAGUUCUCAGGCACCGCAAAUAUCAUCAUAAAGUCUACCCUACGUUUUGUUGUUAUUUCCAUUUUCCCAAAAAAAUUAAAUCCUAAUACUUAAAAACAAUGCAAUCCCAUAUAGCAUGCAAUUACUUCCCUUUACAUGCACACUGCAUUACUGCGCAUCACGUGUGAUGGUCAUGGCAGCAAUGAGUUUGUAUGCUUGUUUGUGUAGGGAGGCCCUUUCCCAGGUUGAUGGUACACAACUGUUUAUUUGGUUACAUACUAGUUUGAACAAGGAAAAAAAACCACCUUCACCCGCCCGCACUAUAUUUUCAAAAGUCAUUGCCUGAGAACCAAUUCUUUUAUUUUUAAUAAGCCUUAGUCAUAUUUAUGCAAAUAACAUGCAUUGGAGAAUUAGCAUAGUUUUAAUCAAACUAGUGUAGACUAGCUAGCACCAUUUAAGGCCAAAGAAUUGUGAGGUAUUGUUGCUUAAAGGACAUUGUGGUUCCUUGGUAACCAUAGAAACACCCUUGCGUACUCUGAAAACAAAACAAUGACACUCAUAUUUUAUAGCCUGGCAGGUCGAGUUGUCCCCAGUCUGUUAGUGCAUCAUCAAAACAAUUUAUUAAAAUAUUUAUUAAAAUAUGUUUUCUUAUUUGUUUUACAAAGUAAUAAGUGUCAAAAGUUUUCAAAUCCCAAGUCAAAUGAUUAUUUUGUCUCCUAUAUUGGCCUACUUUAAGGGAUUUUUAAAGGACUAAUGAAGCAGAAAAAACUACUCAAUAAUUUAUUUUAAUUCACAUGUGUGAAAAUGGUAGAGAGAUUUUAAGAUUUAAUGAAAUUAGCCGUUUAUUCUUCACACCUGCACUAUAGUCUCUGUGACGUUUAGAAAUAGUCUACAGGGAAGUAGUUUCUAGAUAACCGUUACUGCUUGCAUCAACAAAUAUCCUAGUCAGCUUGUAAUACCACUAUUGGAGGA